AUGCACGAGAGCCUGAAGAAUUUUAAAAAAAGGGGUGAAAUACCAGUAGUAAGCGCCUGCCAAGUUCACAGCACGGGAGGACGAGCAGAGGGAUGCGGCUCGCCAUUAAAAUCGCAGGAGAAUUACUGGGUGCACGAGGAGCUCUCGGGUUUCCGCGCAUCCACGCGUCGCUCCAACAGGUCCUUCCGGAGAGCCGCGCCGUGCAGCGGCAGAGCUGCGGAGAAGCCGCGCGGGGAACCCGCGGCCGUCCCGGAGCCGCCGCCGAGCGGGACCGCGGCGGGGGCACGGCCCGGCACAGCGCUUUCACGGCAACUCCGCCGGGAAGUUGGGCGAACACCGGGACCGGGGAGCACCGCGCCCCCCGCCCCCGGCUCUCGGAACGCCCCCCCCCCGCCCCGGCGGCGGCUCCGGCGCGCGGCGCGGCCGGUACCGGGGCCAUGCAAUGCGGGCGGGCGCUGGCGGGGGCGGUCCCGCCGCAGCCCGGGAGCGGCACCGGGCGGAGGGCGGGCGGAGGGGCGGGCGGAGGAGGCGGCGCCCGGCUCGCAGCGCGCCCAGCGGCCGCCGCACGCUCCGCCCGCCGCUCCCGCCAUGCCGGGGCCGGGACACCCCGGCGGGGCGGGGCGGGGCGGGAGGACGCGCGGCCGCCCGCGCGGGCCGGGGCUCCCCGGGGAGCCGCGCCGCGGACACCGACCGGCGCCCCCCCCCCCCCGCCCCCCCCAACCCCGCGCCGCCGCCGCACCGGCGCCGGGCCCCGCCCCCUACGGAUCGCCGGAGGGGGCCGGCCCCGGGCCCGGCGGCCUCCCCUGCCCGCCGCCCCGCUCUUCCUUACCUCGAAGCGGCUCCUGGCGGCGGCCGGGUGUCCCUCAGGGUCCGGGGGUGGCGGGCACCUCCCGGGCGGGCGGCGGGGGCGGGCUGUCCCCGGCGCAGUGA
Messenger RNA from Vidua macroura (Pin-tailed whydah), 930 nucleotides. RefSeq names its product basic proline-rich protein-like. Bases 1 to 930 code for a protein of 309 amino acids. The transcript has a single exon. NCBI's taxonomy places the organism in Eukaryota, Metazoa, Chordata, Aves, Passeriformes, Viduidae. The record is from RefSeq and is a predicted model, not a curated record.